AUUUACAUUAUAUUUUUUCUUUGUUGAAAAAAUCGAUAUUUCCUUAUAAUCGAUUCAAAAAAUCAUCUUGCGUCAUCGAUUCGACGAACUUUUCUAUCAAGCAGCGGCCAUUUUGUAUUCGACCGUCACAGCGUGCAUACAGAUCUACAAUGGCGGACGCAGCUCCAGCCGGUGGACGUGGCGGUUUCCGCGGCGGCUUUGGUUCUCGCGGUGGUGAUAGAGGCCGUGGUGGCCCACGUGGCCGUGGACGCGGUCGCGGCCGUGGACGUGGUCGCGGCAAGGAGGACCAGAAGGAGUGGGUGCCGGUCACUAAGCUUGGACGUCUGGUCCGCGAAGGAAAGAUCGACAAGCUCGAGAGCAUCUACCUGUUCUCUCUGCCCAUCAAAGAGUUCGAAAUCAUCGAUUUCUUCCUUGGGCCAUCUCUCAACGAUGAGGUGCUCAAGAUCAUGCCUGUGCAGAAACAGACCCGUGCUGGUCAGCGCACGCGCUUCAAGGCGUUCGUUGCCAUUGGCGACAACAACGGUCACAUCGGCCUGGGUGUGAAGUGCAGCAAGGAAGUGGCAACAGCUAUCCGUGGAGCCAUCAUCCUUGCUAAGCUCUCUGUUCUGCCGGUGCGCAGAGGCUACUGGGGCAACAAGAUUGGCAAGCCUCACACAGUACCUUGCAAGGUGACCGGAAAGUGCGGUUCAGUUACUGUGAGGCUGAUCCCUGCUCCUCGUGGUACUGGCAUUGUGUCUGCCCCAGUCCCCAAGAAGCUGCUUCAGAUGGCUGGAGUCCAGGACUGCUACACCUCAGCCCGUGGCUCCACCGGCACCCUGGGCAACUUCGCCAAGGCUACUUAUGCUGCCAUUGCCAAGACCUACGCCUACCUCACACCUGACUUGUGGAGGGAUAUCCCACUGACAAAGUCGCCCUACUCUGAAUUCAAAGUCUAAAGACAUUUCUCAUAUCUUGUGAUGGGAGAAUAAAUAUUUAAAAAAAUA
Molecule: messenger RNA, 983 nt
Organism: Pectinophora gossypiella (pink bollworm)
Lineage: Eukaryota; Metazoa; Arthropoda; Insecta; Lepidoptera; Gelechiidae
Gene: RpS2
Product: 40S ribosomal protein S2
Exons: 3
Coding region: 150-935 (261 amino acids)
Biological process (GO): translation
Cellular component (GO): cytosolic small ribosomal subunit; ribosome
Molecular function (GO): structural constituent of ribosome; RNA binding
Source: RefSeq, a predicted model, not a curated record